CAAGUUGUGUUAACUCACUGAAUAGACUGGCACUCUUUUCCAUGUCCUGUAUUCCCCUCAUGGAAUGUUUGCUGUCAUUUGCAUGUAUUUGAGCCAGGAACAGUAGGUUAUACAAAACAACUUCAGCCAUCACCAUAAACUUCAGAGAAACUGGUUUUCAGACAACAAAGGCAGCUCUGUGCGUGGCCUGAGUUGGGUGCCUUGAAAAUGAGCGCAGUUGACAACUGCCAGGUCAAUGUGAAUGUUCAUGUUAAUUUUCCAAGUUGGGAAACAACAUGCUUAUUGUUGGGGGACAGGGACACGUGAGAGACUUGCAGUGAGCAGCUUUUCCACUGACUGAGGGAAGCUUGUUACAAUGAAGAGGGAAAGUUGUGUAGUAGUCAGUUUAUUUUUUACUACUCAGAGAAGCUGGAGGGGAGGGGCCCAUAGACCUGGAUAAUACUAUUUCAGAGCCAGUUGGAGAGAGUAAAGUGCAAAAUGAUCUUGCCUGGAGAGAUUAGCCCUGCCUGUGGAUGUUAGAAGAGCUAUGUCUGCAAGUUUAGAAGAGAAAAAUGAAGACAGGACAUGGUGAAGUGGUCACCGUGCUGCUGGCAGCCAUGAUUCUAAUGGACGUCUUCCAGGUGAAGGCUCAAGUGCUAGACAUGGCAGAUGAUGCAUUCGACGAUGAAUACCAGAAGUGUACUGACAAGAUGGAAAUCAAAUACGUUCCCCAGCUGCUCAAGGAGGAAAAGGCUAACCAGCAGCUCCUAGAAAGUGUGUGGGAAAAUGCAAAAGUCAAGUGGGAAGCCCGGAAGACUCGGGUCCUUCUUCCUGUGAAUUUCAGGGAUAACCAUGGAAUAGCCCUGAUGGCGUAUCUUUCUGAAGCUCAAGAGCAAACUCCCUUUUACCAUCAGUUCAGCAAAGCUGUGGAUAUGGCUGGCCAGUCCCGAAAAGACUAUAUCUAUAGCUUCCAGUUCAAAGCUUUUCAUUUUUACCUGACGAGAGCCCUGCAGUUGCUGAGAAGACCUUGUGAGCAGAGUUACAAACACGUGGUGUAUUCCAGCCGGGACACUUCGUUUACAUUUGGAGGGCUAAACCAAGCCAGGCUUGGCCGUAUCACUUUGGCAUAUUCAACCAAACCGCAGGCUGCCACUGACCACAGUGUGUUGACCAUCAACACAUGCUUUGGAGUUGAUGUUGAAAAGCUUGUUGAUCAAAAAAGUGAGAAAACUGUUUUAAUACCUAUGAAUGAGAUUUUUCAAGUGUCACAGGGCGAGAAUAGCAGUAACCUCAUCCUUCAAAGCACAAACAAGACCUGCAGCCAUUAUGAGUGUGCAUUUCUAGGUGGACUAAAAACUGAAAAUUGUGUGGAGAACCCAGAAUAUUUGCAGCCCACCUAUGUCUACAUCUCUGGUGAUGAAAACCAGAAGUUUGAAGACCCUGAUGCAGAAACCCAGGAGCCCACCCAAGCACGUGGAGUGCAAAUUCCGGACCCUUUUCUACUUCCUGGAAUAAAAGUGGUGCAACCGGAUGAAAAACCAGAAGAAAGAAGUCUUGGAAAUAUCCACAAUCCUACACCAGGUCCGGUUCCUGUUCCAGGUCCCAAAACCUAUCCUUCUGCAUCCUCUGGCAAAAUGCUCCUCCCACCACUUGGGACAUUCAUCAUUUUCGUCAGUGCUUUUGCUGUAAAACUCUUCGGCCCUCUGUAAUUUGAUACAUUAUCUUUCUUGUUCUGUACUUGAAAUGUGCUAUAGGGAUCCCACAGGGUAUCAAAAGAAAUAGUAUAUUUUUUACUCAUUGGCCAAAGUCAUUUUGAUAAAGUUAGAAUUGUUAUUUGUUAAUAAGCAUUUUGCCAAUUUAGAAAGCUGACCCAGAUGUCAUAGAAUUAACUUUUUGCUUAUUUCCUAUAUUAAUUUUCCUAUAAACUGUGUAUCUGACUCAAUUCAAUAAAAGACUUUAGAUAUAAUUUCA
Molecule: messenger RNA, 1950 nt
Organism: Oryctolagus cuniculus (rabbit)
Lineage: Eukaryota; Metazoa; Chordata; Mammalia; Lagomorpha; Leporidae
Gene: ART3
Product: ADP-ribosyltransferase 3 (inactive)
Molecular function (GO): NAD+-protein-arginine ADP-ribosyltransferase activity; NAD+ poly-ADP-ribosyltransferase activity
Source: RefSeq, a predicted model, not a curated record